Messenger RNA from Branchiostoma floridae (Florida lancelet), 4561 nucleotides. RefSeq names its product kinesin-like protein KIF24. NCBI's taxonomy places the organism in Eukaryota, Metazoa, Chordata, Leptocardii, Amphioxiformes, Branchiostomatidae. The transcript is spliced from 18 exons. Gene Ontology annotation, biological process: microtubule-based movement. The coding region runs from base 245 to 3994 and encodes 1249 amino acids. The record is from RefSeq and is a predicted model, not a curated record. Gene Ontology annotation, molecular function: ATP binding; microtubule binding; microtubule motor activity.
AAUUUCUAUUUCUUUUGCGACUAAGCAAACCAGUUGUCCCCUAUUUGUUCAAAGUGGCGUCUUCUUUUUAGGCGCCUUUUCUAAAAUCAAAGAUGGCGGGCAUUUAUCAUGUUUUUGUAGUUCGUUGAGGGCUUUGUCGGAUUUGAAGGUUUUAUUGUGUUUGUUUGCUCCAGGCCUGGGUCUCUAACUUGGCGUCUGGGACGCCAAUCUUCUUGCAAAAGCCUGUACAGAUUCAUCAGAGACCAUGGCGAACUGCCUGUACGAGUGUCUGCGUGAGGCCCGACUGGAGCGGUACUACCCAAACUUUGAAUCCCAGGGCCUGACCAUGUCAGAGGGGCUCAGUGAACUCACCAUGCAGGACUACUCAAGGUUUGGAGUGGAGGACAUGCACGACAGGAAGCGAUUGUUCCAGCUCAUCCAGGUCAUCAAGAUGGUGCAGGACGAGGGCAAGCGCUGCAACGAGUCCUGCAGCAAACCCACUCCCCCCAGCAGUCCCGACAAACUGACAUCCUCCACGAGCACUACUCGCGAUCAUACCGACAACGUUACUUCCUCCAGCAGUGCCUACUUCGGUGACGCCUCGGAGAAUCUCAACAACUCCGCCAUUCUGGCGUGGCAGAACUAUCAGUCUGUCCUGCACAGGACCUCGGCGACCAAUCAGAGCAGGUUCUUUGCUGAGCAGAACGAGGCCCUCGGUCUCAACGAGAGUCGGGUCGACAUCGCCGUAAAAAGCAACAGCAUCUCUCCAUCAGAGAACAAGGAAAAUGUGGCCAGUAACGAGAGGGAAUCGGCAACGGACGGGCCCGGUACAGAGGCCAUGCCGUCGUUCACCCCCCCGCGCCCCAGACAGCCGUACACGGAGAAGGUGCAUCACGGCGCGGGUUACGACUACGGCGUGCCGCAGUCUCACGCCAGGAGCCCCCGGCGGACACUGUCGUACGGAGACGACUGUGGCGGAGGCGAUAAGAUCAGGGUGUGCGUGCGGAAGAGGCCAAUGAACAAGCGGGAGAAGAAGGCUGGACAGGCGGACAUAGUCCAGGUUCAGGGGAAGAAGGCUGUGCUGGUUAACGAAGCAAAGGUCGCCGUGGAUCUGACCAAGUACACUCAACAGCAUGAGUUUAUUUUUGACGAGGCCUUUGGUGAGGAAUGCAGCAAUGAGGAGGUGCAUCAAAGGACUGCCAAACCCCUGGUGUCCUGGGCUCUUAAAGGGAACAAGUCGACAUGUUUUGCGUACGGGCAGACGGGAGCAGGGAAGACCCACACGAUGCUGGGAAAACGCGGAGUGAAGGGGCUGUACCUGCUGGCUGCUGAGGACCUGUUCCAACAGCUGAAGGCUGGCGAGUACGGGACAGAAGGGCAGCAGGUCUACGUCAGCUUCUACGAGAUCUACUGUGGACAGCUGUUUGAUCUCUUACAUGGGAGGAAGAGACUGUAUGCCCGUGAGGAUGCCAGCCAUCGUGUGUGUAUCUCAGGACUACUGGAGAUUCCCAUCAGUAAUGUGUCCGAGCUCAUGGAGAUCAUUGCCUAUGGGAACACAGUGAGGAGGAACGGCAGCACCAAGGUGAACCUGGACUCCUCCAGAUCACAUGCUGUACUACAGAUCCAGCUGAAGGACAGUAGGGAGAGGGACAGGGGCAGGAUCUCCUUCAUUGACCUGGCCGGAAGUGAACGUCUCUGUGAAGCCAACUUCCUGGCCAGCAAACAGAACCGGCACGAGGGCGCUGAAAUCAACCAGAGCCUGCUCGCUCUAAAAGAGUGCAUCCGAGCACUGGACCAGGAACAACAGCACACUCCCUUCAGACAGAGCAAGCUGACUCAGGUGUUGAAGGACUCCUUCAUUGGGAACUCUCGCACCUGUAUGAUCGCCAACAUCUCACCUGGCAACGUGGCUGCAGACAACACUCUCAACACACUCAGAUACGCAGACAGGGUCAAAGAACUAAGGAAGGACAGUCCCUCCCAGCGGCAGACUGCAGCAGGCAGCCCCAUGCGGAACAAGACUCCGGGGUCGCCACGGAUACCUGGUUCCCCCGGCAACAAGGUCAGACAGCUGAGGAGGCUGACGGGGUCGGGGUCCAGGGAGAGGCGGGGGACCCCGUGCGUGUUCCACCCGUCAAACGUGCCGCUGUCGUCAACACCAAAGAGCACGGGGAGCCCACGGCAUGCUGGGACGGGGUCAAGGGUCAACAGCCGGGUCAGGGCAGGGUACGGCCUGUACAGCACGACCCCUGUGAAGGGCAGCGUGAAGGUCGACAGCGGGAAGAGGGGAGCAAGAAGGAUCCUAGCAGGUGCCAGGUCUGAGUCGGGAACAUCGCCGGCACAUAGCUCUCUGCUGGACAGACAGGAAGGCUCUAAAGAGGAAGGGAAGGCCGACACACAGGCCGGAAACUUCUCCCCACUGAAACCAGGAGUUCACCUCGUCAGAGACCCGUGGGUUGCUGAGAACAGCACGCCGUGGCAGGUGGUGAGGGAGCCGGCAGUAGUACAGGUGCCGGAGCAGCCGAUAUGGGAGGAGGCUGGUUCAGAUACAGAUGGGCUGGGUGAGGAGGAUGCAGACAGGGAGUACCCAGAGGGAUGCAGCGACAGCAGCCGCGACACCCAGCCCAACUCCACCCAGACCUCCGACCUGGACAACGGACAGGAGAUGGUGUCGCACCUCGACUCCGUUCUCGGCUUGAACCCCACCGCCGCCAGGCCGGGGACCAGCGCUGCGAUCGGACCGCCUGCCUUCAAGAAGACGAAGGUGAUCCAGACGGAGAGCCAAAGGCCCAGCAGACGCUCGUCUUACUUCCCUCCACUGAGAGACAAGGACGUGGAAGAAUGCUCCACAAUCAGCGACAGCAGCGAGCGUGCAGCUAACAAAAAAGGAUCACCACCGAGCAACAAAGUAGCAACAGAAGAUGGCAUCCCGUCACCAGAUACAGCAAAUAGUGUAGCAGGUGACCAAAAUGGUGCUACAAGUGCCUCGCAAAGCACUCCAUCAGCAAAUGUAACGGGACCAAGUGCCGUAACUCCCAAGAUGACCACAGCAAAGGUAACACCAUCAGUGCCUUCACACACCCCAGCGGGUACGAACACGCCUGUGUCGGCAGCUAAGAUGACUCGUCGCAGCAGCAAAUCUCCCACCAAGACUCCCAGCGCUGUCGUCAAGGAGAUCAUGAGCCUUCCUUCCCCCCGGGACUUCUUGGGCUCCUUGAGAGAACCUAAGAACUGGACCAUCUUCAGUGAUGAGGAGGCAACCCCGGCCAAGGCGGGACAAGACGACGGGGAAAGUCUCCGGCGAUCCUUAAGUGCCCCCGAGCUGAACGAGCUUGUACAACAUGAGGAGAAAACAUUAACCCAUGACACAGUGUCCCCUAUUCAAGCAGCAUCUGAUGAUGUUACACUUACAGGGACGACCUACAAUGAUACUCAAGGGCUAAACGAACUGGAACAAAGCAAACCAGUCACUUCACAAGGAGUCCCAGCAAAUACAAUAGACAGCACAUCAUCUACGAGUGCCGUCAGCACAGACCUUCAACCAGUGGCGACAGACUUAAAUACUGCCAUUGCUGCUACCAAAGGGACAGGUGCACUGCAACCGCCUGAAAGUGACGCUGUCACCGUGAACACAUCGGUGUCUUCUGUCCGUCUGGCCGCUGUGUUCAACUCACCGGUCACAAAGGACAUGUUACCACCAACUCAGGUACAGGGGGAUCCACAGGUUACAACUAGCACUGAAGUCAGUCCCGAGGGAGAAGGUGAGGAAAGUCCUGCCAAGAGAAGAGAGGAUCACUUGAAGAAGGCAAGGUCCCUUUUCCUGGCGGCCCACCGGGACCAGCUGAAGGACAUGAGGAAGUGGUGUGAGGAGGAGGAGGCUCUGUCUUCUGUAGCACAGCAGGACUUUGACAGCUAUGUGUGCAGACUAGACUCCAUCCUGUCCAAGAAGCUGGAGGACAUAACUUCCCUCAGGGCUCGACUUCAGAACUACAAACAAGACCGUCCGCUAGCGUAACAUCUAACCCUAUCAAUCAAUCACUCAAUCUUUCGCUGAUAUCAUUUGCUGAUGGCUACAAACAGUUCGCGCCAAGUUGUCCUGUACUGGGCGUAGACAGUCCAGUCAGUUCUGGAGACUGCCAACCCUAUUUAUACGCCAGAUACGGCCACCGUAGUAGUUACUCAUUGACAAGUAACUGGAUAUGAUUUUGGGAACAGUAAGAUAUUUCAGGUGGCAUUCAUUGUCUUUUGUCAGUAACACUGAGCAGAUCUUGAUGAAGACCUUUUUUUAAGUAGUGGAUGCUAACUGAAACAUCUGCCCGUUUGCAAAAUUAUAUCCAGUUGCUUGAGUAACUAGCAAAUCAUUUGGCGUAUUUUGAUACCUGGACAACCCCAUGUAUGUGGAACCAGUGAUGUAUAUACCUUUAUUCUGUCUGUGUCAUUCUAGGUUUUUGUGGAACAGGGUUUGUGUGCAGUAGUUGACUACAUUUGAUUUGAUUUGUUUCAACUUUGGAGGCAUCUCAUCUCUUCUCAUGGCAUAGCAAAAUGAGGCAUUUUGUUUUAUACCGUAACUCAACGCAAAAAA